UUACUUGCUCGGCUUAUUUCCGUUUCCGGCAGGGUGUCAUGGCGCUAGACGCAGCACGGGAAAUGAUGGACGAUGAGGAGUUGGAAGACGGGGAGCUAAGCGGCUCUGACACAGAUAUGAGAUCGUCAGGCGCAGGGAACAGAGGCCAACAACAACAACAGCAGCAGCAGGUACAGUGUGUACAUUAGCGACACAUCUCAGUCCAGUUGCUGUGUGAGCGCCCAGCUAUUCACUAAUGUGUGUGGAUUUGGAAAUGUGCGAAACUAGAGAAGACGAUGGGUAUGACUGGAAGCAGCACAGUGAUUGUGCUUCACUGAGAACAGAUUUAAUCACCACUUCAUUUAAUUACCGAAGUAAUGGUUCAAACAAUGUCCCCUACCGAACAAUGAAAGGUCUAGAUUCAAGCGAAGAGAGUGCCUCUGAUUCUGAUGACGAAGAUGGUGCUUCAUGGAAACAUAAGCGGCAGAAGUGUACAAAUCCAGACCCUAAAAUGGCCAGACCUCUUCCUGUAUUGCAGGGCCAGCAAAGGCCUAUUAACACAGGGGCUACAAAACGUAAUAAUGUUUGGGGAGCUGUCCUUCAGGAGCAGACUCAAGAGGCAGUGGCAUCUGAAUUAGGUAUUAUGGAUAUGGAAGGCCAGCUGGAUAUGAGUAGGCAAUCGGAGACUUAUAAUUAUAUUCUUGCCAGGAAAUUGAUGGAGAAAGCAGAGAAGGAGGAAGAGCUGAAGCUGAACAAAGAAUUAGAUGAGUUCAUGCAAGAGGAUAAAGAGUCUGCUCCAAAGGAGGAAAAUGGACACCUCAAGAGGAAGAGGCCUGUUAAAGAAAGACUGGGAGAGAGGUUAGAAAUGGAGUACAAGGGGAGAUAUGAAAUAACUGAGGCUGACUCAGAAGAUAAAGUAUCUGAUGAAAUUGCAUAUAGACUCCGCGAGCCAAAGAAAGAUUUAAUAGUACGGAUUGUAAAAAUACUUGGAACCAAAAAGGCUAUUGAGUUGCUUAUGGAAACUGCAGAAGUAGAACAAAAUGGUGGACUCUUCAUUAUGAAUGGCACUAGGAGGAGGACUCCUGGAGGAGUGUAUCUGAACCUAUUAAAAAAUACACCAAGUAUUACAUCCGAUCAAGUAAAGGAAAUAUUUUGUCUAGAAAACCAGAAAGAAUAUGAGAGUAAGAAGGCAGCCAAAAAAAGGAGGCGCCAUUUAAUUGGGAAGAAGAUGAAGGAAGCCAUCAAAGGCCUUAACUUCCAGGAGCACAACGACACCUCGAGAGAGACGUUUGCAAGUGACACCAAUGAAGCGCUGGCAUCUCUAGAUGACGAGAACACGGAAAUGAAAGCGGACACAGAGGAUGCUAUUGAAAUCGACAAUGCCCAAGACCUUGAGACGUUUUAAUAGCAUUUGCUGGACAUUGUAAUUGGCUUUAUUACAUUACAAAGUUGCAAAAUCGAGGAAAUUAGGGGGGGAAAAGCUGAUCAUGAAAGACUGCUACACAGGGGAAGCAAAUGAUCCGUAGAAAAACAUUAAUUUCUAAUUGGUGACACCACCAUUGUUUUUGUUCUUUUUGCACUUAUUUUGCCUUUAUCAUACGUAUUAGUGUCCACUAAGAAGCAAAGUUCAAAUAAACGUAUGGUCCCAUACAUUGAAUCUUGUCAUCUAGAAACAAAUACAUUUGGCAUGUUUGCAUCAGAGCAUACCAAUCUAACUUGAGAAAUCGCCUUUUGGAUGUACCAUUAAUUAAACCAGAGCCCUAUAAAUAAACAGGUUUAUACUACGAAACUAUGACUUGAA
Molecule: messenger RNA, 1780 nt
Organism: Xenopus laevis (African clawed frog)
Lineage: Eukaryota; Metazoa; Chordata; Amphibia; Anura; Pipidae
Gene: phax.S
Product: phosphorylated adaptor for RNA export S homeolog
Exons: 5
Coding region: 236-1384 (382 amino acids)
Biological process (GO): snRNA export from nucleus
Cellular component (GO): cytoplasm; nucleus
Source: RefSeq, a predicted model, not a curated record